Messenger RNA from Tachyglossus aculeatus (Australian echidna), 6865 nucleotides. It is a transcript of the gene AFF4, whose product is annotated as AF4/FMR2 family member 4. The transcript has 24 exons. Gene Ontology annotation, cellular component: nucleus; super elongation complex. Bases 501 to 4070 code for a protein of 1189 amino acids. NCBI's taxonomy places the organism in Eukaryota, Metazoa, Chordata, Mammalia, Monotremata, Tachyglossidae. Gene Ontology annotation, biological process: regulation of gene expression. The record is from RefSeq and is a predicted model, not a curated record.
CCGCCAUGGAGCGGGGCUGGGCGGCUGCCGCGUGAGCCGCCGCCAUCCGUCCCCUUCCCCUCAGCCCCCGCCCUGAGGGAGACAGACAGACAGACAGACAGACAGUCAGACAGACAGACAGACAGGGCCCGGGGACAGAGGCGGGCGCAGGCCGGAGACGAGCAGGAGAUGGUUCGGGCCUAGCGGAGCCGGGACAGGAGGCUUGGAGGAUGGAUCAGGGGGCAGAGGAGAGUUUGGGGGAACGCCUGCUCCGCUGACAAAGGAAGGCCUUCCGGGGAGACCGGGUGUUUAGCCGAGGGUCCCAGCAGAACUCCCUCUCGGUGGAGGGUGUUGGGGAGAUUCCGGAUGGUGGACUGUGGACUGAGGACCUGGAUGGCGUCGGUGUAGUUGGUGUCAAUUUGGGGGAACCUAGAGCAACAGCAAAGCUGAGGUCAAACUGCCAUACAGGAUGGACACCAAGGAAGCUGUGUUUGGGACAAAAAGAAAGCAAACUAAGCAACAUGAACCGUGAAGAUCGGAAUGUGCUGCGUAUGAAAGAAAGGGAAAGGCGAAAUCAGGAAAUUCAGCAGGGGGAAGAAGCCUUUCCACCUAACUCACCUCUCUUUGCUGAACCUUACAAAGUUACCAGCAAGGAAGACAAAUUAUCUAGUCGUAUUCAGAGCAUGCUCGGAAAUUACGAUGAACAGGGCAUGCUUGGAAACUACGAUGAAAUGAAGGAUUUUCGAGGAGACAGAUCUCUACAGAAGCUUGUUGUAAUCCCCAAGUCAACAGCACCAUCAGCAACAGAUGAAAAACCCAACCCAAGUUUCUUUGGUGAACAGAGACACAGUAGCUCUCAUCAGAGCAGCAAAUGGACUCCUGUAGGGCCAGCACCUAGCACUUCUUCCCAGUCCCAGAAACGGUCCUCAGGUUUACAGAGUGGACACAGUAGCCAACGGACCAGUGGUGGUGGCGGCAGCAGUAGUAGCAGCGGCCAGAGGCAUGACCGUGACUCUUACAGUGGUGGUGGUGGUGGUAGUAGUAGCAGCAGCAGCAGCCGCAAAAAAACUCAGCACGGAUCAGAACACUCCAAAUCCCGUUCUUCCAGCCCUGGAAAACCCCCUGCUGUGUCUUCAUUAAGCUCCAGCCAUUCCAGGUCUCAUGGGAAUGAUCAUCACAGUAAGGAACAUCAGCGCUCCAAGUCUCCUCGGGACCCUGAGGCAAACUGGGACUCACCCUCCCGGGUUCCUUCGUUUUCAAGCGGGCAGCACUCUAACCAAUCUUUCCCUCCUUCCUUGAUGUCCAAGUCCAGCUCAAUGUUGCAGAAGCCCACUGCCUACGUCAGGCCCAUGGAUGGACAGGAGUCCAUGGAACCAAAGCUAUCCUCUGAGCACUACAGCAGCCAAUCUCAUAGCAACAGCAUGAGUGAGCUGAAGCCUAGCAGCAAAGCACAUCUAACCAAACUGAAAAUUCCCUCUCAACCAUUAGAUGCAUCAGUAUCUGGUGAUGUGAGCUGUGUGGAUGAAAUUCUCAAAGAGAUGACUCACUCAUGGCCACCCCCUCUAACAGCCAUUCAUACGCCAUGCAAAACAGAGCCUUCCAAAUUUCCUUUUCCAACCAAGGAGUCUCAGCAAUCCAAUUUUGGUACUGGAGAACAAAAAAGAUACAAUCCUCCAUCUAAAACGUCAAAUGGUCACCAGGCCAAAUCAUGUGAAUCGAACCAGACAGAUAUGUUAAAAGAUGACUUAAAACUCAGCAGCAGUGAAGACAGUGAUGGGGAACAGGAUUGUGAUAAAACAGUGCCAAGGAGUACCCCUGGAAGUAACUCUGAACCGUCACACCAUAAUAGUGAAGGAGCAGAUAAUUCCAGGGAUGACUCGAGCAGCCAUAGUGGAUCCGAAAGCAGUUCCGGAUCUGACUCGGAAAGCGAAAGUAGUUCCAGUGACAGUGAGGCUAACGAGCCAUCCCAGAGUGCGUCUCCUGAGCCCGAGCCACCCCCAACCAACAAAUGGCAACUGGACAAUUGGUUGAAUAAGGUGAAUCCACACAAAGUGUCACCUGCUUCCUCUGUGGACAGCAACAUCCCCUCCUCGCAAGGUUAUAAGAAGGAAGGCCGGGAGCAGUGUCCAGGGAGUGGCUAUGUCGAUCAGACAGGGCCUAAGGAUUCCAACUCCUCCACUCCCGGUCGAGAUUCCAAAACCGUCCAAAAAGGAUCCGAGGGUGGUCGUGGCAGACAAAAGUCUCCCGCCCAGAGUGAUAACACGACCCAGAGAAGAACUGUGGGGAAGAAGCAGCCCAAAAAGGCAGAGAAAGCGCCUGUUGAGGAACCUAGGGGUGGACUAAAAAUAGAAAGUGAAACCCCCCUGGAUAUGGCCACAAGCAUGCCCUCAAACAGGCACAAGGCAGCCACAAAAGGCUCCAGGAAGCCCAACAUAAAGAAGGAACCCAAGUCAUCCCCUAGGCCCACGACGGAGAAAAAGAAAUACAAGUCAACAAGCAAAUCUUCCCAGAAAUCUCGGGAAAUCAUAGAAACAGAUACCUCAUCCUCUGAUUCUGAUGAAAGCGAGAGUCUCCCGCCUUCAUCACAAACUCCUAAAUAUCCCGAGAGCAAUAGGACUCCUGUUAAACCCUCCUCCAUGGAGGAGGAAGACAGCUUUUUUCGACAGAGAAUGUUCUCUCCUAUGGAAGAGAAGGAACUCCUUUCACCACUCAGUGAGCCUGACGACAGGUAUCCUCUCAUUGUGAAGAUUGACCUGAAUCUCUUGUCCAGAAUACCAGGGAAGCCUUACAAAGAAACUGAGCCACCUAAGGUGGAAAAGAAAACUGUGCCAGAAAAGCACCCGAGAGACCCACAGAAACAAGCCUCAGACAAAGUCUCUAACAAGGGCAAGAGGAAACAUAAGAGUGAUGAUGACAACAGACCCAGUGAAAGUAAGAAAACUAAACUGGAGGACAAGGGUUCACUGAGCCACAAGACGUCCAGCAAUAGAGAGUCAUCCAAACCAAGUGCUAUAAAAGAGAAGGAUCUAUUGCCUUCCCCAGCUGCACCUAUUCCCCCCAAAGAUCCAAAGCCAGAGCAUGGGUCUCGGAAGAGGACAGUCAGCCAAUCGUCUUCCUUAAAAUCUAGCAGCAACAGUACCAAGGAGAGCAGCAGUAGCAGUAGUAAAAACAGCUCUUCCUCUUCAAAGCAAAAAAAGACAGAAGGGAAGGUUUCUAGCAGUUCCAAGGAAACCAAGGAAAAAGUUCCAAACAGCUCUUCAAAUUGUCCUCCAUCUACAACAACUCCUGAUAGUUCCAAGUCCCGAAGAGCAAAGCUUGCUUUUGAUGACAGGAGCUAUUCAGCAGAUCAUUACUUACAAGAAGCAAAAAAACUAAAGCACAAUGCAGAUGCAUUGUCCGAUAGGUUUGAGAAAGCGGUCUACUACCUUGAUGCUGUUGUGUCUUUCAUCGAAUGUGGGAAUGCAUUGGAGAAAAACGCUCAGGAAUCCAAAUCCCCGUUCCCUAUGUAUUCAGAAACUGUGGAACUAAUUAAAUACACUAUGAAGCUGAAGAAUUACUUGGCACCAGAUGCCACAGCUGCAGAUAAAAGACUAGCCGUGCUAUGUCUGCGAUGCCAGUCGCUGUUGUACCUGAGGUUGUUCAAGCUGAAGAAAGAGAGUGCAUUGAAAUACUCGAAAACACUGACUGAACAUCUAAAGAAUUCCUAUAACAAUUCGCAAGCCCCCUCACCUGGCAUAGGAAGCAAAGCCGUUGGGAUGCCGUCGCCGGUCUCCCCCAAGCUUUCCCCGGGCAAUUCAGGCAACUACUCUUCAGGGGCCGGCAACCCUUCGGGGAGUGGUUCUUCAGUGACAAUUCCGCAGAGAAUUCACCAGAUGGCAGCCAGCUACGUCCAGGUCACCUCCAACUUCCUCUACGCGACGGAAAUUUGGGACCAGGCCGAACAGCUUUCUAAAGAGCAAAAAGAAUUCUUUGCUGAACUGGAUAAAGUUAUGGGCCCGCUCAUCUUUAAUUCAAGCAUCAUGACAGACCUAGUUCGUUACACCCGGCAGGGACUCCACUGGUUGCGUCAGGAUGCCAAGUCGAUACCUUGAACUGAAGGAUUUGAAACCAGAACACAUUCUCGCUGCCUCUGAUUUUUUUUCUCCACAACACUGUGUCAUGUCAAUAAGGAAAACUGCCAUAACACAUUGCUUAGUUGACACUAAGAGCAAGGAAUGCUUUCUUCGGGCCUCCAUGUCUCAUCUCUGUUUCGUUUUGUUUCGUUUCAGUUUUUUGGUUGUUGUUUUGGGGUUUUUUUUCCCUCCUGUUUGUUUUGUAUUGUUUUGUGCCCAAAGCCAUCGUCAUGUUAAUGGAUUCCUUCAGUAUUCCCCCAUUUUAAAAGUUAUUUAAAUAUUUUAAAUCUACAACAUAUUAAUAAACCGUGUUUUCACGGUUCUGUAAUGGGAUUGGGAUUCCAGUUGUAAUACAUAAUAAUCAGUUUACUAUUUAUUUUAAUUUUGUGUUUUGUUUUUUUUUAAAUUACCCAGUUUGGGGCUAUUUUAAGACUUAGUUAUUGCUUCCUAUAAAUUUACCCUGUCAAGUACUUACCAGAAAUUCAUUGUAGACACUUUUUAUUUAUAUACUCUGUGAGCUUUGUUACUCAGUAAUGUCUUGUGGUAGAGCUUGUAAAAGAAUAAGGGGUGAUAAGUCCUAAAAUAUAGGGACAUGUACUUUCCAUGCCUAAUCUGCUAUUCAAAUCUUAAAUGGCAACUACAGUUUUAUUAUUGCAGAAUUUGUACUGAAUAUUUAGAGAAAGGUUCAGAUAUUCUUCUACAUGUGGAAAAGCAUUUACAUAUGGAAGUGGAGAACAAGAUGGGAAAAAGUAUUUAGCUGUAUAUACCUUGGGGUAAAUCAAAAUCCAGGAACAUAUGGUUAAUAACACUAUCACAAUCACAGAAUGUUACAGUAACUUGCAUUUAAUGCAUUACAAAGGAGAUCAGGUAAUAAUGUGAACUUCAUUCAUGGAAAGGUGCCAUCAUGCAAAGGUUUUCAUAAAAGGACAAUCUUGUACUUUUCUGUAUUUGUUAAAGCAUGUGUGGGUGGGGUUUUUUGUUAUUUUUUUUGUCCUUGUUAUUGUUACUGGUCAUUGGACACUUAAAGGAAACAGUACAAUUUGCUAUUGCUUUCUUGCUAUUGAAAGAAUGGUUACAUAACGCUUGAUAGAAGUAAUUCCUGUAUCUCAUCACUGCCAGGGCCAAAAAAAUUUGAAAUGAUGUUGAAAGAUCAGGCCCCUAUCUCUCCCCAACCUUCAUUUUUGAAUUACAUUCUUUCUCUCUUCCUUCCGAGGGAGCUGGGAAGGGAGGGUCGGCUAUCCGGUGGAUCCUUUACUGUGAUUGUGCAAUGUUCAUUGUGGGGAUGGGGUCGGAGUUUGAGCGCGGAUGAUUUCACUAUAUACAGUUUUCAAGGAAGUUGUGAAACAGUUCUACUGUAGAGAUGUAGAACUUUUCCUUUAAUCCUGUAUUUAUCCCACUGUAUUAUUGAAGGCCCUCGUUAAUGAGAAAUGUGUCUGACGGGGGUAGGAUAUUCACUUUAGAGAAGUAUCUAACCUGGUGCAACAAGAGCCCCUUUUGGGGAUGGGGGGUUUAGUGGCUGCUUUGAAAAAGUUGUACACCAGAGUACCUUUCCACGUGAGGUACUUGUUGGAGUAAAAAGUGAGGAUCUUAAACUGUUCGUACUGCUUUCAAUAUUGCUUAGUGCCCCUAUCCAUGUCUGGUGUGCCUUAUGCCUUACACUUAGAUGAAGAUUUUAUGAACUGUUUACAGAUGAAGUUUUACAAUAGGACCAGGUAUACUGUCUCCAGUCGGUCUUCUGCAGUACUUUAGUAAAAUUCCAUUUCCUCGGGAAUGUCUCUCUGGGGUCGGAGCUGUCUGUCGUGGAAACGAUAUCUUCGGUUGUGCAAUCUCAUCGCCCGAAACGGCAGGAGCGGGUUGGUAGAAUUCCGCUGCCGGAAGGCGCCCGUCCUCCCGAUACCAGAUUUGAACGUGUCCGUUCAGGAAAAGGAUUGCACUGAAUUUGAAUCUCCUUGUGGAGUGCCAAAAUGGGACAAGGUCAAAAGAAGGAAUCGAAUUCUACAGCAUUUAGUACUGCAGGCAGUCCCUCUCGGUUUGUGUUCCUUUAGCCUCCUACAGUCUGCAACUCCGGUUGCGUAUUUGAUGGGCUUCCUCUCUUGUCCGACUGGUUUCGUACUUCCAGAAAAGCUUCCCUCUGUGUUCACCGGUUGGAGAAUUCCCCACCCUUCUCAUUCCCGCCCUCUCUGCCACCCGUCUUGAGAAGAUAAUGUUCAAAUUUAAUCGUGAUUUUGAGCUCAAUCUCUCUAGGUCUAUUAAGGACGGCGUUCAAAGAGAUGACCUCUCUCCAGAGUCUGCAUCUCAGCCCUCUAGUUAAAUAGGAAAGUCAGCCCCCCCUUUAAGGAGAUGUAACCUGGACUUUGUUAUCCACCAGGCCUACCUCCCUCUACCAAAGGUCCCCGACUUAUGAUACUGACUUAAAAGCUCAAAACAGCCAUCCACGUCUUGUAGGGUUCUCGUUGGGCUUAAUUUCUACUCCAUUAUCAUUGAGACCAGCAAGAAUGUACACCGAUCUGGACACUUUAAGGAGACUCGCCCGUAUGUGGCUUGUGUUGCACUGAAGCAUUCCUUCGUCAAAUUAGGGUAAACAACCAGGCUGGUGGAUUUUAUGCUUUUUUUUUUUCAAUUUAGAGGACAUUUUAUUCCCCGAUGGUGGGUGACGUGAUCAGAAUUUGGGCUUCAAAUGUAAGUCUUUCAAUGUGAUGGUUUCCAGAGUGCAGUAUUACUUUCUCACUUGCUAUUUAUGCUUAAAAUAAACAGUAGGCCAACCUUUUUGCUCA